CCACAAACUCGCUCCGCCAACUUCAUAAAGAAACGGUAAAGAGUUGUGAAAGUUGCACACAUGUUAUGGUCACAACACAAUCACGUUCGGUCAACAACUUCCGGACCUUUUGACGAUUGUAAUUCGCAGUCGUUUAAUUUGCACCGCACAGAACAAGCAGUAGUGCGUAAUUGUCAUCAUGGAUCAAACUGAGCCGACGGAGGUACAAAUUCUUUCGAAAACCAAGCAACGACGCAGUUUGGGAGAAACAAAGAAGCGUGAAAAGUCAAACCGGAAACCCAGCAGGACUGCAGUCGUGGUGCCAGGUGAUCUCGCGUGGCCUGAUGUCGACGACGCAAUUUCACAAGAGGUAUUAAGUACUAUUGAGAGAACAAUGCAAUGUUUAAAGAUUCCGAAACGCCAAUGUCCAUUAAACGAGAUAAAAUCUGUGCCCAAGCUUCAGAGGUCAGAAUUUCGAAGAAAAUGGGUUGCUGAACACGCAUUACAAGCCGGAUAUGACGUCAGUAGUUAUAUCUUAAAAAGAUCGGAAAUUGCAAUUGGAGUUAAUUGCUGCUCAAUGAAUAUGGAGACUGGUCAACUGGCUGGACUAAUAAUAGAAAAGAAUGUGGACCCUCAAAUUAUUACCAAAUUAUUGGUACCAAUUGCACAUACCAAACGGGUGCCAGCCAUAUCACUGUCAGGACUCAGUGCAGCGUUCGAAAAAGCCUGUGGCAUCAAGUGCAUUGCUUUGGGCUUGAAGACAAUGUGUACAUCGCCAAAAAGUGAAUUUCAUACUUUGCUGGAACUGGUAAAGGAGCACGGCCCUUUGGACGCUAACCAAGUGAACCAGCGUGCGGCAGCAUUAGAGGAGCGACUGUUAGGUGGCCUUGCCCGGUCUCAAUUUCUCCGACAAACAUCACCUAGUUUGCCGAGUUCUUGCGCAAAUGACACCGGAAAUCUCGUAUUAUUAGAAGGGCCUGUUGUUGCAACCUCCAAUGAUACCACUUCGACGACACUCCCAGUACAAUUUUCGAUUGAAGAUGAGAUUGCAAAAUAUGAAUUAAAAAAGGAUUUAGAAAAGGCAAAACGCGAAAAUCAAUUGCCAGCAGAAGCUACGUUCAUUCCACCGAAAAUUAGAAAAACAACUCCACAUUAAGAUUUAUAUAGCUAAGAUUGUUUUAAGUGGCAGUAUUAUUUAUAAGCUUUAUAAAUCAUGAUAUAGGUAUGCAUUCAAAUAAGGUCAAAUAUAUUCCCUUUUCCGAUUUCCUGAA
Folsomia candida is the source of this 1250-nucleotide messenger RNA. Its product is annotated as ribonuclease P protein subunit p38. Lineage: Eukaryota; Metazoa; Arthropoda; Collembola; Entomobryomorpha; Isotomidae. Bases 179 to 1135 code for a protein of 318 amino acids. The record is from RefSeq and is a predicted model, not a curated record. Gene Ontology annotation, cellular component: nucleolar ribonuclease P complex; fibrillar center; ribonuclease MRP complex. Gene Ontology annotation, molecular function: ribonuclease P RNA binding; ribonuclease P activity. Gene Ontology annotation, biological process: tRNA 5'-leader removal. The transcript has 6 exons.